AUUCUUUUAACUUACUAUUCUUUUUUUCUGUCUGUUCAGUGGAAGUUAACGCGAUCGAAAUAACAGAGAAUCUUUUCUUCGCCAUUUUCGGCCAAAAAGAUACCAAUGCCUUUAUGAUUUCAUUAAACAGGAAGCAGCAGCCACAGUGGACGGUUAUUUUUUUUAAGGUAUCAUUCUCACUAUACAUGCUCGUCAGUGUCAUAGUAUUAAUUAAUCUAUUAAUUGCUAUGAUGAGCGAUACAUAUCAUAACAUUCAAUCACAGAGUGAUAUCGAAUGGAAAUAUGGUCUCAGCAAAUUAGUUCGCAAAAUGCAAAAAACAAAGACAGCUCCAUCUCCGUUAAAUCUUGUUACUACAUGGGCCGAAUAUCUUAAAAACGCUUAUAUGAAAGAAUGUAUUAAAAGACAGAAAAUUGGCAGAUCACAUGGAUACAUGGAACCCGAUGUGCAAAAAACUUUUCCAAAAUUCUCUAGC
Messenger RNA from Cyphomyrmex costatus, 473 nucleotides. RefSeq names its product transient receptor potential-gamma protein. Gene Ontology annotation, molecular function: inositol 1,4,5 trisphosphate binding; store-operated calcium channel activity. Gene Ontology annotation, biological process: calcium ion transmembrane transport; regulation of cytosolic calcium ion concentration. Lineage: Eukaryota; Metazoa; Arthropoda; Insecta; Hymenoptera; Formicidae. The annotation marks the transcript as partial. Gene Ontology annotation, cellular component: plasma membrane; cation channel complex. The transcript has 3 exons. The record is from RefSeq and is a predicted model, not a curated record.